UAUGCGCUUCCCGCUCAGUCAUCCUCGGGCGACGUUCGGGACGCGCUCAUGCGGUUGCCAUGCGACGUACUUCGCCUCCCGUGCUCUUUGCCAAGAAUCUCGUCAAGAAGGCUGGUCGAGAGCGGCGCCUGCCGCUGUCCCCCAUGCCCGCCAGGAAGGGGUUGCUGGCGCCCCAGAACACGUUCCUCGACACCAUCGCCACUCGCUUUGAUGGAACCCACAGCAACUUCGUGCUGGGCAACGCGCAGGUGCCGGCGCUGUACCCGAUCGUGUACUGCUCGGACGGCUUCUGCGAGCUGACGGGCUGGGCGCGCGCGCAGAUCAUGCAGAAGGGCUGCGCCUGCAAGUUCCUGUACGGACCGGACACGGCGGACGAGCACAAGCUGCAGAUCGAGCGCGCGCUCGACGCCAAGACAGAGCUCAAGCUGGAGGUCAUCUUCUACAAGAAGAAUGGAACACCAUUCUGGUGCCUGCUGGACAUUGUGCCCAUCAAGAACGAGAAGAGGGAGGUGGUGCUCUUCCUCGCGUCGCACAAGGACAUCACGCAUACCAAGAUGGCCGAGUUGCAGAUAUACGCGAACGGCAACGCCGACCCCGAGGCGCCGCCCGCCAACUACGGCCGCCGCAGGAGCCGCGCCGUCCUCUACCAGCUGUCCGGCCACUACAAGCAGGACAAGAUCAAGACCAAGCUCAAGCUCAACAACCUGACGGCAAAACAUCGAGGUAUGUCUCAGACGCUGCUGCAGCCGACGGCGGCCCCGCUGCCCGAGUACAAGACGGCGGCGCUCAAGAAGUCGCGCUUCAUACUCUCCCACUACGGCGUCUUCAAGAGCUGCUGGGACUGGCUAAUUCUCAUCGCCACCUUCUACGUCGCUGUCGUCGUACCGUACAACGCCAGCUUCGUCAAUCCGGACCGACCCUCCAUGGUCAGUGACGUCGUCGUCGAGGCGCUCUUCAUCAUUGACAUCAUCCUCAACUUCCGGACGACAUACGUGAACCGCAAGGGAGAAGUGGUGUCCAACUCGCGUUCCAUCGCCCUCAACUACCUCAAGAGCUGGUUCGUCGUGGACCUACUGGCAGCUCUGCCUUUCGACCUGCUCUACGCUUCCGACCUCUACAGCGGUGAGGACUCUGGGCACGGCCACAUCCACCUGCUGAAGCUGACGCGGCUGCUGCGGCUGGCGCGGCUUCUGCAGAAGAUGGACCGCUACUCGCAGUACAGCGCCAUGAUCCUCACGCUGCUCAUGCUAUCCUUCACGCUGGUCGCGCACUGGUUAGCCUGCAUCUGGUACGUCAUCGCCGAGAAGGAGCGGCUGCGAAACGAGAAGGACUGGGACCUGGGCUGGAUCCACACAAUGGCGGAGCGGCUGAAGGUGCCGGUGACCAACAUCUCGCACUCCGAGUCGUACAUCACGGCGCUCUACUUCACGUGCUCCAGCCUCACGAGCGUCGGCUUCGGCAAUGUAUCCGCCAACACCAGCGUCGAGAAGAUCUUCAGCAUAUGCACCAUGCUCGUAGGAGCUUUGAUGCAUGCUGUCGUUUUUGGAAAUGUGACGGCUAUCAUUCAGCGAAUGUAUUCUCGGAGAUCCCUUUAUCAAACCAAAUGGAGAGAUCUCAAGGACUUCUUAACCCUUCACCAAAUUCCAAAGGAAAUGAAACAACGAAUGCAGGACUAUUUUCAGACAAUGUGGUCUCUAAAUCAUGGAAUUGAUAUACAUGAGACACUGAAAGAAUUUCCAGAGGAACUCCGAGGUGAUGUAUCAAUGCAUCUUCAUCGUGAGAUACUGCAGUUACCUAUCUUUGAGGCUGCAUCACAGGGAUGCUUAAAACUAUUGUCACUCCACAUAAGAGGCAAUUUCUGUGCUCCUGGUGAAUAUCUCAUCCACAAAGGAGAUGCUUUGCAAUAUAUAUACUACCUGUGUAAUGGUUCCAUGGAAGUUGUACAGAAUGAUAUGGUUGUAGCAAUAUUAGGUAAAGGUGAUUUGUUUGGCUGUGAUAUUUCUAUGUACCUGCAGCCUUCGGGCAAUGGAAGUGGUGGUGGUGGAGGAGGAGGAGGUGGAGCCUCUAGCACUGAUGUGGUUGUGAAAUCAAGCUGUGAUGUAAAAGCGCUCACCUACUGUGAUUUAAAGUGUAUUAAUAUGCAAGGCCUAGUAGAUGUUUUGAGACUAUACCCUGAAUAUCAGCAAGAAUUUGCAAAUGAUAUUCAGCAUGACCUGACAUACAACCUCCGUGAAGGCUAUGAAGCAGAGCAAGAAUCAGAAAUAAAUGGAGUUCCGUCAAUGACUCUUCCAUCUAUAAGUGAGGAUGAUGAAAAUAUACCUGAAGAAGGAGAAACUUCACCAUUAUCUCCUCCCAAUAGAUCACCUCUUCAUUCAAGCAGCAGUCCAAGACAUACAAAAUUCAAUCCAAGCAGUCCACGGCAUGCAAAGUUUAAUCAGAGAGUGGAGGAAUAUGCUGGAGUGACAACUCGUACUAUGAGAUCGAGAGUGGCUGUGCUCAGGGACAGGCAAAGACCACCCCUCAUCAGGAGCCUGAGCCAGAAAUCAGGUUCUCUGGAAGGACUAAACCUGGAGCUCAGAGGAGAAGUUGAGCAAACUAAAACCAGUGUUGAGAGGCUUGACAAUCAAGUUUCAUCACUGCACCAGGAUGUGGCAACUCUCAGCCAGGAGGUUCGAAAUGCUAUUCAAGCUUUGCAAGAGCUUGCAUCAAGUAGCAGUACAGUGGCGACACGCUAUCCUCAUCCCCUUCCAGCGCACUCAAAUCCCAAUUUGCCAUACAACUGCCUGGAUGGCAGUAUUAUACAGCGCAGUUCAUCACAUCCCCCUGACAUGUUCUGUUGGGAAACUGAAGAAAUGCCAAUGAGAUUGAGCCGGCUUGCAGAUAAGGAAACACAAACUUCUAUGCCUGUAGACAUUUUUGAGAAUUUUGUGCUUCAGAAUCCUCACAGAGUUCUAUUGAUACUUGGACUUGAUGCUGAAGCAGUGCUGAGAAGUAGUAGUGCACAGGAGAGGAUGUUGGGAGCUUCACAGACAAAUGGUACAUGUGUUCUUAGAAAUCAUCAUAAGAAUGGGAUUAUAACUCAAAGUGAUCUUCGAUCUGUGCAGACACCUAGCAACUGGAACCACGCAAGGACAGCUGUGGAUUCCCAACGGCAUAGGUUCAGUGCAGGUGAUGUGGAAGGUGUGACUGCAACUGCUUUUCAAGCAGCUAACCCCUUUUCUUCAUCACAAUCUUUGAAAUUCCAACCUUUUGAUAGUUGAGCUGUGGCUCUCCAUAUCCUCCAGCUCUUCAAAAUGCAAGUACAUUUCUCUUCAGUAUGCUUGCUUGAAUUUUGAUAGAUGCCUACUGUUAUUUAGGCUUAAUUUACUCUUGUUUCUUGUACAUAAUGAUCAACUGCGAUAUAGUUUUUAAUUUGUUUAAGUUAUACUUUAAAAGUAAUGUGUAAUUCAAGAAAAAGACAUUCAGUGAUAUUUUAACUUGUGAGUUGCUUGGUAUGUUUGUAUGUUUACAAUUUAUUUCAAAUCUGUCUCGCCCCUUAAUUUUUUGUCAGUUUAACUGGUUAGUUGAAAAAAAAAAAAAAAAUACUCCGGAUCCAAAAUAAAGUGUAACAGAAAAUGCCCACAUUAUAACAAGUCAGUUUUUGUAUUUUAGUGUUCAGUAACAUAUUUCCAUCAAUAUAUUCUAUAAUUUCAGUUCAGGUACUUAAAAUUUUCUCAGAAAAACAGUCACUUCAAAAUCAGAAAUGAAGCUUUAUUGUAACUGGCCUAAUGUUGAACAAUGUAAGUCUGUAUAUAAAAAUAAUUAUUUAUUACUGUCAGUCUUCUGAUUUUAAAAAGAUAUGUUACCCAAAGAGAAAGGAAUCUAAUUUACCUUGUCACAAAUAUUUACAUGUAAAAUAUUGCGGUCUCCAGCACUGACAAACCAGAUCGAUAGCACUGAUCUUAAAUUUCACUCAGGUCUAAAAUCACUGGCUGCCACCUGUUCUUUCCAUAACUCUGUACCAUAAAUAACAUUACAGAUCUUUCACAUGUUUAUAAUUAUUCAUUGCUAAUUACUUCUUCAAAAAAUAAAUGGAAUAAAAGCAUGUGACACUCCUACACAUAUUUUAGACAGAUCAUAGCAAUGAUUUUAUUUUGCAGAAUAAAAUAAUUUAUUUUUACAUUUAAGAUGCUGUGCUUUAGACUGUCAAUUUUUUUCUUGAGACAUCUUUCAUCUGACUGGUUUGAUGCAGCCUGUCACAAAUUCCUCUCCUGUGCCAACCUCUUCAUCUCAUAAUAUUAUCUGUAUCCUAUGUUCUAAAUUAUUUGUUGGGUAUAUUACAGUCUCCCUGACAAUUCCUCACCCCCGUAGAGGCUCUCAGUGCUCUCUUUCCAGCUAUUCGCAACCUCCUGUCUCCUUUGCUUUUAACAGUACAAUUUCCAAUGUCUUCUUGUUUCUAAUUCCACCAAAGGUUGUUUUGACUUUUCUAUAUGCCAAGUCAGUCCUCCAAGAAAUCAUUUAUUUUUCUGUUUCUAGGUUUAUUCCUUCAUCCAUUUCACCAUGUCUUUGCUACACUUCUUAUUUGCUUCAUUGCUUGGUGAUUUAUGUUGGUGAAUUUCUGUAUUUCUCCUAACAUUGUAGUAUUUCCUUCUUUUGUAAGUUAGUUGAAAUAUUUCUACUGUCACCCAAAGUUUCUCCAAGGUUAUCUUCUUUAUACCUGCCCUUGUAUGUCCAACAAAUAUGGUUGCUCCUUGUAGAGAUGUCCAUUCCUCUUCAACUGAACUUCCUACAGUGGUAUUUCUUAUCCGAGUAUCCAUAUUUUUAGCAAACUUCAAAAGCAUCUCAUCCUUUCUCAGUACUUUAUUAUCCCACUUCCUUCCACACUGAUUAUUCCGGAUGAUUCUCUUAAACUUCAAUCUACUCUUCAUCAUCAUUAAAUUGUGAUCCCAGUAUAUAUCUGCUGGAUAGUUGUUACACUUCGAUGUCUGAUUUCAGAAUCUAUGUCUGACCAUGAUAUAAUCCAGCUGGAACCUUUUGAAAUCCCCAAGUCUUUUCAUAGUAUACAUCCCCCUCUUGUGUUUCUUGAACAGAGGAUUCACUAUUACCAUCUGAAUGUUUUUGCAGAACUCUGUUAGUCUUUCUCCUCUCUCAUCCCUACUGACAAGCCCACAUUCUCCCAUACCCCUUUCUUUAUUCCUUCCCCUACAACUGCAUUUCAGUCUCCCUGGCUAUUGGAUUGUCAUCCACCUUUACAUACUGAAUUACCCAUUCAGUAUUCUUAUACACUUUCUCUUUAUCUUUUGAUUGCAAUAUCAACACAUAUACCUGAAUUACUGUUGUCAACAGUGGUUUGCUGUUGAAUCUUGUGAGAACAAUCCCAUCUCUGAAGUGUUCACAGUAACUAACACUUUGUCCUAUUUUCCUGAAUUGCUGUUGUCAGCAGUGGUUUCAUACUUCUUACUUCAUGUUAUUUAGACAAUAUGAUCUAAGUAGCUACCAAUACCACAUGACUUUUAUUUACUCUUUCCGCAGUUUACAGCAAUCAUCUUAGGACAAAAUUUCACAUGUAAUGUAACACUAAAUGUUAAUUAUGGUACGUAUCCUUUGCCAGUGAAGCCUCAGAGGAAAUGAUAAAAUUGAUCUGUACAUAUUAAAUACAUUUCUUACCUGUGUUUUAAGAUAUUUAUCUUUUCAGGAAUCUGACACCUUCAAUCAAAAUAGACUUUUAGGAUUUCCUCAACACAAAGUAGAUAAAACUGAUAUUCACACCUUAUUUUCUUUACUUGCCGCACUGUUUAAAGUACCAUUGAUUAAUAUGUUAUUCAACUCUUCAGGCAACUGUCAACCCACCUAGCAACUUUGUGGAUGACAGUAAAUUUGUCAUUUAGUGCUUAAAGCUCCCCACUCCAGUGUUUAGAUUGAAUUAUUUUAUUGGUGACCUAAUAAAUAAAUGAAUCCUUGCAUAAGCAAUGUUCUCUAUAGUUUGUAAAUUUAGUUCAAAUAUGGUGCUGUUAUGAAUUAUACCUAUCAAAUAAUCUGCUUGUCCAGGUUUUCUGGAUUUUUAUUUUCUGUUGUAGAGGAAUUUGCUGAAUAUAUAUUAAAAGACUGAAUGAAAUCUCAUUUGUCAUUGGUAAGCUGUUUAAAAAUGACAUUCCCUUUGUACCACGAUAUUAAACUGAAACUGUUUCUCUCUUCCGGAGCAGUCUUUUUCAACAGUGUUCCAUGUUUGUGGAAUAUAUUUUUAUUAUUGCACUUACCAGAGUCUAUUUACAUGUUACCAUAUUGUGGCUAUGAACAUUUAGAAAGUAUCAAAAUAUAAUAGCUAUAUUAUUUUAACUCUAUUAUAUUUUCAGACUGCUGCUGAGAAGCAGAAUUAUAACAUUUUGAACUGGUUAAGGGUUUAAUAUUUGUGUUUUGCAUGAAAAAAAUUCACUUUGCUGAAUAUUUCUGCAUUAGUGACAUAUUUUGUACAAAAUCUGCUGAAUAGAAACCAUGAUCAAAAUUAAUCCUGAUAAAAGUUGUAAAUAACUAUUUUGAAAUGUUGUACUAAAUUCAUAUCACUGUUACUUACCCUGUUGAAAAGUUUAGUGCCUGGAGCCUAGUUCAUUAUUUGUGUACAUCAUUUCUUUUCCUUCAUGUUAACAAGAGAAAGCUCUAAAUACUUUAAAAGAUUUUAAAUCAACUGUUAAAUUCUGCUUCGACAGAAAGACAAAUAAACUGCACCAUUCCAUUAUGUAAAUAACUAAAUGUCUUAGAACAAAAAUUAAGUAUAUGACAUGUUGUGUUUUAAAUAUAUAUCUUCUACAUCAAUCUUGUACAUGGAACUGAGAACUCUGAUAUUGUUGGCAGUUCUAUGAAAUGUCCUGAGUUAUGUAUGAAGAGAGCAUGUGUUCUCUGUUUUGCUUUCAAACAAGAAAAUGAGUAUAUUUUAUUGACAAAAGCUACUAUUUUGUUAUACUAUAACUUUCUACUUAGCAUCUGUUUCUUGUAAAUAUAUAUUCCACGCUAACACUAAAUUGUUCUUUGAAUAAAGAUCAAUAUUUUAUA
Messenger RNA from Schistocerca gregaria, 7026 nucleotides. It is a transcript of the gene Elk, whose product is annotated as potassium voltage-gated channel subfamily H member 8. Bases 60 to 3260 code for a protein of 1066 amino acids. Gene Ontology annotation, cellular component: membrane. The transcript has 17 exons. NCBI's taxonomy places the organism in Eukaryota, Metazoa, Arthropoda, Insecta, Orthoptera, Acrididae. Gene Ontology annotation, biological process: potassium ion transmembrane transport; regulation of membrane potential. Gene Ontology annotation, molecular function: voltage-gated potassium channel activity. The record is from RefSeq and is a predicted model, not a curated record.